AUGUGGAUUUGGUCAUUUGUGGCGAUCCAUGAGUUUUCGAGUGUUUAUUGGAUUGAUUUGAGAUUCAAGGGGGACUAUCUGAAUAAUGAUUUUGAAGAGGAGCAGGACACUCCCGGUGCAGAAGCCGAUUACGAUUUUCCAAUCGUGGAGCAAGAGCAGGAACCAGAAAUCCAAGAUGACGGUCAAAAUGAAGAGGAUCACAAUUUAGAAGCACUACUCGAACGUCUUUGGAAUAUGAAGCAGUUCAAGAAGACCUCAAGCGGAUUUGAAUGCAAAAUCUGUCUUGUCGAGUACAGUACCACCAGGAUUCCGAGAAUGCUCAGAGGGUGCGGACACACGAUUUGUGAGGUGUGCGCUGGUCAAUUGUUGAAAGAUGGUACUAGAUUCACUACAUACAACAUAGCCAGUAGGUCCAUUAGAUGCCCAUUCUGUCGGAAGAUUACUGUAGUGCAAGGCACCGUGCAGCAGAUGCCAAAAAACUACGAUUUGAUGGAAGUUAUUGGGAUUUAA
Caenorhabditis remanei is the source of this 510-nucleotide messenger RNA. RefSeq lists its product as uncharacterized. The transcript has 2 exons. Lineage: Eukaryota; Metazoa; Nematoda; Chromadorea; Rhabditida; Rhabditidae. Bases 1 to 510 code for a protein of 169 amino acids. The record is from RefSeq and is a predicted model, not a curated record.